Messenger RNA from Cylas formicarius (sweet potato weevil), 2580 nucleotides. RefSeq names its product TATA box-binding protein-associated factor RNA polymerase I subunit B (gene TAF1B). Gene Ontology annotation, biological process: nucleolar large rRNA transcription by RNA polymerase I; RNA polymerase I preinitiation complex assembly. The record is from RefSeq and is a predicted model, not a curated record. NCBI's taxonomy places the organism in Eukaryota, Metazoa, Arthropoda, Insecta, Coleoptera, Brentidae. Gene Ontology annotation, molecular function: RNA polymerase I core promoter sequence-specific DNA binding. The coding region runs from base 200 to 2437 and encodes 745 amino acids. The transcript has a single exon. Gene Ontology annotation, cellular component: RNA polymerase I core factor complex; RNA polymerase transcription factor SL1 complex.
AGUUGAUAUGAUUCUAAGAGGGUGCAGAAAAUGAAAUGAUAACCUGGCGGCUAUUACUAUUAAUGGAAAUUUAAUUCCUAACGGGCAUUUUUGAGCUGAAUAAGGUUAUGUUCACUUCCGAAUGUUUUAAACAAACAUCUUAGGUCUUCAAGUGGUUUUUGUUUGCCGAAAAAAAUUGGCCCAAUCUAUUUCUUAAGUAAUGAAGCGAGGGGAUAGUGAUAUAGAUGCAGGUCAUCCGGAAUUGCAAUGCGGCGUAUGCGGAGGCACAAGUUUUCACGUGGAAAGCGGCUUUUACUACUGCACCGAAUGUCAGACGCAAACGCAGGAGCUUCAGGAGCAUGUAUUCGAGGAAGAAGCGUCAAAUCGAAUCAAAAGGCAAGGCAAGAUAAUAGGCAAAAAGGAACCGGCUAGGAAAACCGAGGUGCUUACUUCGUGGGAAUGUUACAAUGUCAUUUUGAAAUCACUCACCGACCAGUUGAUAAGUUUGGGAGCAGAUGGCAGUUUGAAGCAAGUGGUCAGGUGCCUGUGGAUGGGUUAUUUGAACAAAUGUGAAGUGUUUUCUUUAGAUCAAGACACCCGUCCAAAAUUGACGUUGGUCAGUAGUAAACGGGAUAUCGCGGUAGUUUGUGGAGUAAAAAAAAAGAAACGUCGAAGCAGAAGAAGUUCUACAGGAUCAGACAACACAACGGAUACGGUUUUAUCCAGAAGACAGAGAACUCUCAAGAAAAUGGCGUUGAUGAAGUCAGAUUAUCAAGAGGCGUCCCAGACAUUGACACAGGACAGCAUGAUGUCUGAAACAUUGUCAAGCUUGAAAAGCAACUCCACCCAUACAGAAAAAGCAAAUAAGAUUCAAUACAACACACAUAGUAAACAUUACCUGAAGAAAAGAAUGGCAAAGGAACACAUCAAAGAGCACCGCCAGGAUUUGAGGAAGGAGCUGAAAUGCCACAAAAUGACUUACAAACACUCCUAUAAGUUCGCGGUGGGCCCAAGCGUCAUAACUAUUGGUAAAUUGUAUCAAAUCCUGUAUCUGGGUCUAAACAUAACUCGUAGUGACAUACAAUUGGGCGACAUGUUAAGAUUCAUUAGAGAGGGGCACUUGAGUUUCGGGGCGUUUUUUCACUUAUUUCCCGAAGACGUUAAAGUACACAUGAAGAAACAUCAGCAUUUGGUUACGUUUACCGUUUUCCGCGAUAAGAUCGCAGGACUGGCAAAAUUUUUAGACUUGACAGUGUAUGUAGAGAUGCCCAACUUGAUAACCUUGUGCGCCCGGUACUGCAAGGAAUUAAAUUUGCCACUGGGAGUGCUUGAUUGCGUCAAAAAACUGAUCUUGAAGACCCGUCCCUUGAUGACUUUUAAUUCGAUGUGCAACAGGUUACCUAAUUACGAAGCACGCGCAAUGGCGUUCAUUAUACUGACUUUAAAGAUACUGUUCGGACUAGAUGGCAUGACAGAGUCAAAACUGUCACGUUAUUCGAACCUUUUAAAUGAAAAGGGAUUGGACUCCCUUACGUUCAACAUCGAAGAGUGGCUGAAAUAUCUUCAAUACAGGAGGUGUGUUAUAGAAAAAUAUCAUUUGCCGACGAGGUUGGGUACGCGCAAAGAAUUCGGUAGCGACUUGUACUUGGAGUACAUAAACUCCCAGAAAUUAAAUUACAAACAGGGCGUGCAUUACAUACAGAAGGAGUCCAAGGAUUAUCAGCAAGUGCUGGCCAGAAUCAGAAAAGACAGUUCCCUAACUCAAGGAGAGCCCAUCGUGUUUCCGCCCACCCUAACCCCAUUCUUAAGCUACUCGCAAGUCGUUGGAUCCAAUAGAGACGUCCCGCUCAGAGACUUGUUAUGGAAGGAUUUCAGUGAGAAUUCUUUGAGGUACCUUCUCGAACCCGACAGGUAUUUGGAAAUGUUGAAUAACCACAGAAUUGUCGCUGACGGUGCCAACGCUAACGUCGUCCUACACCCGCCGUGCAGCUUUUUGUCAAAUAAAGGUCCCAGAAGUUGUUUGCGUAGAAACAAAAAGGUGGUAGUUCACAUUUCGGACGAGACGGUCUAUAACUCUGGUACUAAUCAUCGCAACGGUUUCCCCAACGAGAACAACGACGAAAGUAGUCCCGAGUCGACCUCGGAGGUUGAUUACGAUGAGCAUUAUCGCCCGUUCGAGAGGUUUUGGCUCAAUAUACCGGCCAAUCCCGUGCAUUUCGACUCCUACAUGGCUAGUAAGGACAUGGAGGAUUACAUGACGCAAAUUCCUUUUUCGUUUAAAUUGGUGAUUAACGAGUGCCGUCGAAUUAUAGAACAAGAUAUCGAGUGCGUGUUUUCCGAGUAUCUCGUAACGGAAUUGAAUCUAGCGUACGGUACGAAAAUCGCGAAGUUAGCGGCGAACAUGGUCGGCGAUACUAAACUCAGAACCUUGUUAAAAAGUUGCGCCUCCAAGUGGUGAACGAACAUAUCGACUAUCGUGAUAGUUCUAAGCGAAGUAGAAUGGCAACGGCGUGAUUGAAAAGUGAGGCACACCUUACAAUGGAAAAGGACGGCAUAGUAAUGGGGGUUGUUGUCUUAGUUUUGCUCAAUAAAUGGGAGAAU